This is a messenger RNA of Pseudocercospora fijiensis CIRAD86, 1107 nucleotides long. RefSeq lists its product as uncharacterized. The transcript is spliced from 2 exons. NCBI's taxonomy places the organism in Eukaryota, Fungi, Ascomycota, Dothideomycetes, Mycosphaerellales, Mycosphaerellaceae. Bases 1 to 1107 code for a protein of 368 amino acids. The record is from RefSeq and is a predicted model, not a curated record.
AUGCUCCGCAAAGCGCUGAAAGAGUCGAAGCAAGCUGUUGCUGGGCAAAGAUCACCUUCGCCGGUCGAUGAAGACUCGCCACGCAGGAAGUCGUACUACUGGCAUGGUCAUAGGUACGAGGUCGACGAGAACACCAGACCAGAAUGGAUCGAUGCCGGCAGACGAAAAGCAUCCCGACCCUCGACACCCAGAACUGCACCUUCCGACAUCAUGCCUGCUCCAAUCGUGGCUAUGAUGUCCUCGGCGCCUCCUGGACAAAUGACACUCUCGACUGCACCUAUAAUAGCGACUCCGCCCCCGCGUCCCGCUCCAUCAGUGGCGCAAGUAGUCAAGUCCUUCGCAGCAUCAGGUCUGGCGCCCCCCUCGCAACCAAGCAUUCUGCUGCCAAGCACCAGGAUCCCGUGGAAGAAUUUUUGGAGCUUUGAGCGUGAAGCCAGAGACAGCAUUUACCGACACUCCAUGGCGACAGACUCAGUUAUUCAGCUGAACUGGGAGGACGGCCCACCGCAUAUAUCAUCCGCACCCGUCUUCGCAUCGCUCGGAAGUCCGCUGAUCGCACGCGAAUGUCUGGAAAUCUUCUUCGCAGAAAAUACCUUUCAGUGCCCGUUUCACACAGCGUUGUACAAGUUUUUGAAACAAUUGCCGGAUUUCGUGCUUCCGCACGUGCAGGCCGUGCGAUUGUCACAUCCGAUAUCACAUGCCGGAUAUGUGAGGACGUUGUUAGAGAAGUUGAAUGAGAGGACUGUGGAUGGGCUGAGGGCUGGAGUUGUGAAGGUGGCAAUGACUGUGGAAGGAGAGGGAGAUCUCAUGUUUGUUGGACUUGAGGAUCUUAAGGAUUUCAUUGGCAUCGAGGGAGGAUCGAGUGGCCUUAAGGUGGCAAGAAGAAAGGGUGUCAUCAGUCGACAAACAACCAAUGCCAUGGACCAAGAUGCAAAGGGCCCGACAAUCAGUCUUGUCAAGCGCCAACGGAAGAAAAGCAAGAAAGUCCAGGAUGCAGAAGAUGACGAGUGGACAAGUGGCAGGAAUGUGAAGCCGAUGGUGUCUAUUAGUGACGAGGACGACGACGAGCCACUACUUACGGCGAUGCGAAAGCGUAAAAAGACGUAG